AUGGGGAAAAACAAAUCUGUAAUUUCAACAGGCUCCAAAGACAGUGGUGGAGCCAGUAUAGCAUCGAUAACUUCAAAUCGAUCAACCUUCUCGACCAUGGCAUCAUCAAAGAAUACGGCUGCGAAAAAGAAUUCCGCUCAGCAACUAAAGAAAACAUCGGCCUCGGUCAUUGACUCAAAGAAGGCUCCUUCCGUGUAUGAUGAGAUUUUGAAAACCGCUUUCAAGAAGAAGCCUGUGCCAUCAACGAGCUCUAAAGGUCAUACCACUGAUAACAUCAAGCAAGAAAAGAAGAAAAAGGACAAUAUAUUAAUACCUACUCAGGGAAAUAAUGAUCCAUAUAUUGAGGUGCCUGAUGAACCGCCUUCAGUAGUAACCUCACAAGAUCGGAAUGAGGGUUCUCAACAAAUUAUUCAUCAUGAAUUACAUCAAGAGGCAAUGUCUACCCAAGAGAGUCAAUUGAAAGAAGCGGUCGAUCAGACGAUGGAACAUCCUCGACCACUCUCUACUCAGGACAUCCUCUAUUCAUCCUCAUCUGCUCUCCAAGUCGCACCAGUAAUGACGACACAACCAACAUCUCACCAAUCUGUUAAACAACAGAAUCAACUCUCUCAAUCAUCGACACUGAUGAUACCAACAUACCAGCCUGUUGAUCAUGACAAACCUGCGUCUAAUAAGCACGAAAGAAAUGAUGAUAUGCAAGCACCAAGGUCAAUCUUUAAUGAUCCAAAGCAAACUCAUGUACAUUCAGCAUCGCAUUCAGUUCAACUGGAACCCUCAACAAGCAAGCCAAACGAAAAUGCUCUUUCUCCACCAGAAACCAAUAUAAAGGAAUCCAUCGAUAUUCCACCUAUGACUCAUCCAACAACUGUAGAAACGUUGAAUGAACGACUGACUUCAAAAGAUGAUACAUUCCUGUCAAAUAACAAUUCUGUUAAUGUAUCGCGAGUGUUACCAACAGAGACACCAGUCGAGCGAAUUUCAAAAAUAACUGAGGAAGAAAAGCUCAAAGUCAAGACCUUUGCAUCAAGAAAUUUAAGGUACAACGAUCCAGAUGAGCUAUUUAAUUUUAAGACAGAGGAUAUUGUUGCAAGUGGUACCUCUUCCUCAGCCGUAGUAGAAAAUGUAUUUGUGGUGCCACAACUAAGUAUAGAAGAUGUUCAUGAGAUUAUUGAAGAGCAUGAGGAAUGUAAAAAAAGUGAUGGAUAUCCAAGCGAGGAAGAAGGUGAGGUUAUUCCUCAUAAAUCACAAGAACUAAUAUUCAAUGAUGACGUUGUUGUUUUCGAAUCGCCUGAAGAAGAUGCUAAGACACUUUCUAGUACUGGUAUUGACGGGUCAAGCGAUUUUGAUUUACAAGAGGCUGCAGAAUUAGCGGUUUCAACGGAACGUUUAGACGAGCAUCUCCAAAAAACAUUAAAUCUUGAGAGAGAGAAUCAACUAUUGGAGAGGGAAAUUAAACAUUUAGAGCAAGAAAUUAAAACGAAAUACAGCAAUGACGCGUUUGAGAAAGCGUUUCCUGUCGUUGAAAUACUUUCAAAGCCAAGAGGAUCAAAAUCCAUUGAACGAUAUUCUGAAACGGUCAAUAUGACAGCCGAAGCAGAAGCUCUCAAGCCACCAAUUGAAUCAAAUGAAAACGAUGAAGAUUUAAAGUUUGAAUUGGAGUUGCUGAAAAUAGUUGGAGAAGAUUUCAAGAACCGUAAAAACAAUGCCAAAGACACCGCCAGUCCACCAGAAGUAGUGACUGCCACAAUAACAACAACAAUGGUAUCAACCACACAGUUACCAAAUCAAACGCUUGCACCACCAGUGGAGCCACCCACUUUGACGGAACCUAAACAAGAUAGUUUACCUGCAGUUUCAGCCAUUUCUUCUCAGAGCCAACGAUUGGCAGAAUAUAAGGCGAGGAGAAAUGCACGUAUGAAGCAGGCGCAAAAUAUAAUUCCCAGCAUUCCAGUACUACACCCAGAACCGACAAAGUCACGAGAGGUUGUUAAAGAAAGCAAAGUUGAAAGUAAAGCUGCUCCAUCCAUAACAGAUGCUAUGAUCUCCACCACUAACAACCCUCCAACGUUACCAAACGACACGAACAACACAGAAGAAAAAAUUGCAGCUGCUAUCAUCGACAAGAAGGAAUCUACAACGCUGAACGAAACAACUACCAACUUUAAACCAACACACUCUCAAGUUCAGCUCGUUGAUACCACACAAGAGCUCAACAUUCAACAUAUUUCACCAAUCAAAACUCGUUCAGACAAAGCGUUCUCCCCAAUUAAGGCUUCCCCCAAUCGAAAAAAUAUUAGCAGGUCUAUGGACAAAUCGUCCACCUUCAUUGCAAAGGAAGAUGUUGACCACCCCUCAUUUAGUAAGCAUGAAACGUUGUCGAGAGUGACCUACUUGGAAAAAUUUAUGAAAGAUUUAAAACGUAAAAAACAAGAAGAAUUUGAUGCUUUUGAAACAAAGUUCGCUGAACUUAGGGCAUAUUUUGAAAAGCAAUUAGAAGCUCGAGACAAUGCAGUACAUCACUUAACUCAUCAAAACCGAAUGCUGAAAGAAAAGUUAACUCUCACUCAAUCUCAAAUUGAUGACUUAUCAAUGGUCAUUGAACAUAUUUUAGAGUCUCAAGAAAAGAUGGAAGAAGCCAUUUCGGUGAACAAUAGUAAGGUGAUAACUCCAAAAAAGGGAAGUAAUGAAAUGGAAGAUGAACCUGUGUCUCCUGUCUCUGGAGGUGGAAUAGGCCCAUUUCCAUCUACGAGUGGUGAAAUUCAUCAUCAAGAAGAUUCAACCACUGUACAACAAGGACCAAUCACGAGUGACUCUCUCCCUCUUCUUUCACCAAGCACGAUAAAGAAGCGUUUUAAUAGAGAUUUCGAGGAUGAAAGAGAUACCUUACUCGAAACACCAAAACUUUUAAAUAUCCAAGAGGGUAUUAGUGUUGGGCUCAGUAAUGAUGGAGAUGUGUAUUUAUCAAUUGGAAAAUCGAGUGUUCCUUUAGGCGAAUAUAUUAAGACACUGUAA
Naegleria fowleri is the source of this 3012-nucleotide messenger RNA. RefSeq lists its product as uncharacterized. The record is from RefSeq and is a predicted model, not a curated record. NCBI's taxonomy places the organism in Eukaryota, Heterolobosea, Eutetramitea, Acrasida, Naegleriidae. The coding region runs from base 1 to 3012 and encodes 1003 amino acids. The transcript has a single exon.